This is a messenger RNA of Mirounga angustirostris (Northern elephant seal), 2177 nucleotides long. Its product is annotated as UDP-glucuronosyltransferase 2B31-like. NCBI's taxonomy places the organism in Eukaryota, Metazoa, Chordata, Mammalia, Carnivora, Phocidae. The transcript has 6 exons. The record is from RefSeq and is a predicted model, not a curated record. Gene Ontology annotation, molecular function: glucuronosyltransferase activity. The coding region runs from base 21 to 1613 and encodes 530 amino acids.
AAGCAUUGCAUUCCACUAGGAUGUCUAUGAAAUGGAUUUCAGUUCUUCUGCUGCUUCAGCUGAGCUGUUACUUCAGCUCUGGAAGUUGUGGAAAUGUGCUAGUGUGGCCCACAGAAUAUAGCCACUGGAUCAAUAUAAAGACAAUCCUGGAUGAACUUAUCCAGAGAGGUCAUGAAGUGACUGUUCUGACAUCUUCAGCUUCCAUUCUUGUUGAUCCGAGCAAAUCAUCUACUAUUAAAUAUGAGAUUUAUCCUGUAUAUUUACAGAGAAAGGAUUUUGAGGAUAUUUUCAGGAAACUGAUCCACAUAUGGAUAUAUAAUUUGCCAAGAGAUACAUUUUGGGGAUAUUUUUCACAACUGCAAGAAAUCUUGUGGGAAUAUUCUGACUGUAUUCAAAAGUUCUGUAAAGAUAUAGUUUUGAACAGGAAACUCAUGACAAAACUACAAGAAUCGAAGUUUGACGUCAUUCUUGCAGAUGCCAUUGGACCCUGUGGUGAACUGCUGGCUGAGCUACUUAAAAUACCUUUAGUGUACAGUCUCCGCUUCUCUCCUGGCUAUAGAGUUGAAAAGUAUAGUGGAGGACUUCCUUUACCUCCGUCCUACGUGCCUAUGAUUAUGUCAGAAUUAAGUGGUCAAAUGACAUUCAUGGAGAGAGUAAAAAAUAUGAUAUAUAUGCUUUAUUUUGACUUUUGUUUCCGAUCAUUUAGUGAGAAGAGUUGGGAUCAGUUUUACAGCGAAGUACUAGGAAGACCCACUACAUUAUUUGAGUUAAUGGGAAAGGCUCAAAUAUGGCUCAUUCGAACCUACUGGGAUUUUGAAUUUCCUCGCCCACUCCUACCAAAUUUUGAAUUUGUUGGAGGACUCCACUGCAAACCUGCCAAACCCCUGCCUAAGGAAAUGGAAGAGUUUGUCCAGAGCUCUGGAGAAAACGGUAUUGUGGUGUUUAGUCUAGGGUCAAUGGUCAAUAACAUGUCAGAGGAAAGAGCCAAUGUGAUUGCAUCAGCCCUUGCCCAGAUUCCACAAAAGGUUCUAUGGAGAUUUGAUGGCAAGAAACCAGACACCUUAGGGCCAAAUACUCGGCUAUAUAAGUGGAUCCCCCAGAAUGACCUUCUUGGUCAUCCAAAAACCAAAGCCUUUGUAACUCAUGGUGGAGCCAAUGGCAUCUAUGAGGCGAUCCACCACGGGAUCCCCAUGGUGGGCAUUCCUUUGUUUGCGGAUCAACCUGAUAACAUUGCUCACAUGAAGGCCAAGGGAGCAGCUGUCAGUCUGGAUUUCCACACACUGUCUAGUACAGAUUUGCUCAAUGCAUUGAGGAUGGUCAUUGAUGAUGCUUCAUACAAAGAGAAUGCUAUGAAAUUAUCAAGAAUUCACCACGAUCAGCCUGUAAAGCCCCUGGAUAGAGCAGUCUUCUGGAUCGAGUUUGUCAUGCGCCACAAAGGAGCAAAACACCUCAGGCCAGCCUCCCACAACCUCACCUGGUUCCAGUACCACUCUUUGGAUGUGAUUGGGUUCCUGCUGGCCUGUGUGGCAACUGCUGUAUUUGUCACCACACGGUGUUGUCUGUUUUGUUACCGGAAGUUUGCAAAAAUAGGGACGAAGGAAAAAAAGGAGUAGUUGUAUCUGGGGCCUCAAGCUGGUAUGCCUCAUAGAUGGGACUCCUCAAGUUUAUUCCAGAAAGAAGUUGUGAUGUAAGAUUCCCUUCCUCCUGCGACAAAAUGACUUUUCACAACUUAGCUUCUCAGAUCAAAAUCUGCUUUUAAGGGACUUACUGCCUAAGAGUUAGAAAUAUGUCAUGCCAACAGAAAAACUGGCAAAAAUAAAUAAAAUAAAAAUAAAACUGUAUGGGUAUUUAUUGAAAAUCAUUAUUCUAAAUCAAAAGUAACCCCUCUCCAGAAAUUAUUGAGCUUAACUGUGUUUCAAACAUUGGGCAUGGACACAAGAACAUACAGAAGGCUAUUCACAAUAUCACUACGAUUGUGCAAAUACUCAGAAUAUUUUAACUUAAUUCUGGUGCAGAAUUUUGUAGUUUUGUACCUUGCUAGAGAAACUACAGGUAGUUGGAAUUGUGUAAAAUGAUUUACCCAUCCAUUUUGUUUUGGAAGACCACUAAUUCUCCUUGGCUCUUACUGUGGAUCCAGCCUCAGCAUCACUCCUUACCUAAGGACAUGGGAAGUUGAU